GAUCGAGGAUCGGUCACUUAAUCAGCUGAUGCCGCACCGCUCCCACAGUACAGUUGCAUCCAGGGCGCGACAGGGGGGUCAACUCAUUCUUCAACUCGGAUACUAGGAUCGUGUGACUUAAAGAGUUAUGCCGAUGAUUUUCAUGUGAAAAGAGGAUUUCAUACACAUGGCGAACAAUGAAAGUGCAGACAAGGUAAAUCAUGUAGGUUUGUAGACAUGACAAGUGAUGUUGCCACUGCAUCUAGCAUGGGGUGUGGAAACUUUCCUGACCCGCUGUGGCGCAAUAUCUCUGAGAACGUCACCGACAACACAACGACGUUGUUGUCCAGUGUGGAUUCUACGCCACCCUGGGUGUACCUGGUCAUUGGAGUAUGUGUUGCCGUCAUGGGCGUCAUUGGCAUCAUUGGCAACGGCACCGUUAUCUGCCUAUUCCUCAGGUACAGGAUCCUCCGAUCGGCUGCCAACACGUUUGUCUUCAGCAUGGCGUGCACAGAUCUUCUGAUGUGUCUUGUGAACUUCCCCAUAUUCUCCACGGCAAACAUCACCGGAGCAUGGCCCUUGCCACCAGUGUCUUGUCAGGUGACCGGCUUCGUGGCUUCCCUCGCCGGCUACAUCUCGAUCAACACCCUCGCCGCCAUGGCCGUCGACCGCUGCAGUGUCAUAAAGAGAACAAAACCAAUAACAGGAAGGUCGUCCAGGAGUUCCAUGGUUUUAACGGUGGUCGGCAUCUGGCUAUACUCCGGCGUCUGGGCAGCCCUGCCCUUGGUGGGGUGGGGGCGGUAUGUUCGCUAUGGACCCACUGUGUGUUCCUUUGACUUCGAGUCAAAAGACACGAACAACGUGUCUUUCAUCAUCGGAAUUUACGUGUUCUGCUUCACACUGCAGUUUCUGAUAAUCGUCCUUUGCUACUCGUCCAUCUUUGCCACGAUAUAUUUCCACGACAGGAAGCUGAGCAAGAUGAAGGUCAUACUGACCAACGGCAGAGAGCGACGCACUGUAUCCAGGAGAAUGCUCGAACUCAAGGUUGCACGACUGGUUCUUUUCAUUAUUUUCUUCUUCUGUUUGUCGUGGGCCCCGUAUGCAAUACUUGCUCUUAUAAACAUGUUUGGAUGCCCGUCCCUUGUGACGCCGAUCGGCGUGGUGCUAGCGGGGGCGCUUGCCAAAACCUCGACUGUGAUGAACCCUCUAAUUUACGCUAUCUAUGCUCCGAGGUUCAGGAACUGUAUUUCAUUGUGCUGUCGGACUGGGAUUGACGACGCCAAACGGAGCUACAUUCCUUCAACUCACAAUCACCCUACAAUUCAUAAUACCAGUUCACGGCGGUCAUUAACGAACAACUCACAUCCUUCACACGUCAGACGCAUAGGUGAAUGUGUCGGGGAGCGACGUAGCUGCUCAACGGAAUAAGCAAACCGAUGACUGAAGGAACAUCGGUCUACAAUCCUGGGGUACACUUUCAAAUUAAACAAACAAUACCAGUCGUGAGAUGUCAUAUAUUAAGGUACUGUCUAUAUGUAGCGAUCAAGGUGAUCACACGACCUUCUUUCAAGAACAUCUUCUUGAAGAAUUGAAGAUCUUUUUUGUGGAUCUGGAUUUCGAGUUAACUUUGACACCGUGUGCCUGAUACAUUUCAGCAAGUGAAUGAUCACACAACAGCCUUGAGGAACAGUAUGCAAGAACAUGUAACGGUCAAUACUAAUCAGGUCAAUCGGAAACUAUUUUACACAUUUUACACAUCUAUUUUUGUCAACACACAUGGCUAACAUGAAUUAAAACCACAGGUGCAAGGGAUUUCAGGAGACAAAUCGGUUUUUCUUUCCCUAACAAAAUAAAUCGUCUUAAAUAUAAGAAGAGUCUCUACAAUAAUCCGAAUCAAAAUAUUCAAAAUAAUGUUUUCAGUGACCCUUUCCAGUUUUAAUUGUCGACCAAAUGCAUGGCUUGUAUACGAUGUAUGUGUUGUCUUGGUUCAAGGAACGUGCUCUAAUCAGCACUUUUUCUGUCGAUACAAAACUGCCGGGGAAAAGAAGGUAAUCACUUGUAGAUUCUUUUACUGAAAAAUUACAAACGUUAUCCAAAUGUAACAAGGGUGAAGCAGAUGCCGAAACACUGCAAAUCAAAGGUCUUAAACACUAUCAUGAUAGCCAUAUCAAAUACAUCACCAUCGAGUAACCAUUUCUUGAUUCUUCUUUUGUUUUUAUUCCCUAGGGGAAUUCAAAUAUAUACAUACAUCAACAUAGCCCCGUCCUUCAUCAGGCGCACUGUUGGUUUCGUAACACAUCAUUCGUGAUCCUUUUUCAAUCCCUUUUAACACUUUUAGGUUGAAAAAUGAUCUCGAAUGAUGUAUUACGAAGCCAACAGAGUGUGUCUGAUGAAGGCCGGGAGGCUGACAGCUUGACUGUGUAUAUUUAUCCAUCUUUUGUUUGUUUUGUAGCCGACCGCCUCCGUGGUCUAGAGGUAGAGCGUCCGCCCGGAGA
Haliotis rufescens (red abalone) is the source of this 2474-nucleotide messenger RNA. RefSeq names its product rhodopsin-like. Gene Ontology annotation, molecular function: G protein-coupled receptor activity. Gene Ontology annotation, biological process: G protein-coupled receptor signaling pathway. NCBI's taxonomy places the organism in Eukaryota, Metazoa, Mollusca, Gastropoda, Lepetellida, Haliotidae. Gene Ontology annotation, cellular component: membrane. The record is from RefSeq and is a predicted model, not a curated record. Bases 217 to 1407 code for a protein of 396 amino acids. The transcript is spliced from 3 exons.